AGUCAAAGUAAUUGAUUUUAUUUUGGUUGGAAACUGUAGAGCCUUAUUUGGAUGAAGAAGCCAAAACAAUGAGAGAGCAAAAUAGACGCUGGUUUUGAAUCUUCUGGUUUCCUCUGAAAUCAGAAAGUAUUAAUUCGGCGUAGCCAAAACCAAAACAUGCAGACGCAAUUAUCUGGCCAAUCGGCUAUCGCAGUUUAGGUCAAAUCCCUUACACCAUGGAAGAGUCAAAUGAAGUUCACUCAGAGGAGAAUAAAGCUUCUUCUGAUAAUAAGAAAAGAGUACUCAAGACACCAGCCCAGCUGAUGGCUUUGGAGAAAUUUUAUAAUGAGCACAAGUAUCCUACAGAGGAAAUGAAAUCACAACUCGCAGAGGAGUUAGCAUUAUCAGAAAAGCAGAUCUCUGGUUGGUUUUGCCACAGAAGGUUAAAAGACAAAAGAUUGUCUAGAGACGAAACAUGUGCUAAUGGACGGCAAGAUCGCUCAAGUGGUGUUAUUCAGGAUCGUGCUAGUGGACUUGGGCAAGACUCAUGUGGUAGCACUAAACAUGGAGAUUAUAGGUAUGUUGAUCCUAGGGAGGUCGAAAGUCGGAGGCUUUCUGGGUAUGAUUUCCCAGCUGCAGAUCUCACUCGUGAGAACCGGAUUCAUUAUACAGAAAGAGUUAGCAUGGAUAAUACAUCUUCAGAAAGUAGCUCAUCUCUACAAGAUCGGUUUCAUACUCAAACUGAAGAUCCAUAUGAUAUGGAGACAUCCAGAUACGUAACUGAUAACGGGGUCUUUUCACCGUUAAAUUCGAAGGGCACAGAAAACAUGGGAUAUAAGCCCUCAGGGUAUUUGAAAGUCAAAGGAGAAAUAGAAAAUGCUGCUAUUACAGCUGUUAAGAGGCAACUUGGGAGGCAUUUUCGGGAGGAUGGUCCACCAUUAGGUGUAGAAUUUGAUCCACUUCCUCCUGGUGCAUUUGAAACCCCGAUUAUGGAUCCAGUGCAAGAACUCUCAGUUGGUGGGGACGCUGCUAUUCUUGUUUCCCCGGACACAUCCGGGGUAAAAAGGCAAUCAAGUCCAAGCACUGAAAAACGUGGUAUUAUGCAUGGGGUUGAUAUGGUGGAGAGGAAACCUCGCAAGCAAUUGAGGCAAAAGUCCACUUAUCUUAAAGAAACCAAUCCUUCUGCUGGAAAAAACUCUUCCUUGGAUAUGUAUGAUAAGUUUCCUGGGGGAAUGCCUGGUUACAAUGGCAAUAGGAAGAACAGAAUGAGCUCUAAGCAUGGCCACCGUGGUAGGAAAAUCAUUAGUGAGACGACAGAGCCGUGGCCAAAUGAGUCUGAUAAAGUUUGUAGCCCCAACAUUGGCCAAAGGGGCGAUUACUUUAAGUCAAAGGCUUCAAAUUCUAUAGUUAAGCAUUCUGAAACUCAUGACACAGAGAGAGGACUAUAUACAAUGAUCCCACGGGAGGAGAACGUUGAUGGAGAAUGUAAGGCAGUCAAAGACUAUCCACUUAGAGUAACGAUGACAGAUGAAAUGGCGGUUGCAAAACAAGGCAGGGUUAAUUUUCCUCAACAAGACUAUGCAACAAGUGUGUCGUUUUCUCAAAUUCCACAGCGUAAAAAUCAGACUAAAGGAACUGCCAUGGAGAUGCCAUCUAGCUUCAGUGAGGAUGAAACUGCAGAAACAAACUCUUCCGUUGAUUGAGGAUCCCACAAUUGAAGGAUGACUGGCGUGAAGGGCUUCACGAGACUAUAGAGAUGUACAGUUGAAUAGAUGUAUUAAUUUGAGUACAUCGGAAAUGCUAUAUGUGGCAAUAUUCGAUGACCACUGGUUUGUUUAACCCAUCUGGUCGAUCAACUGUUAAUAUGUGUAGCGAUAUAUUUAUUUCUGCUUCAAUUUUUAUUUCAUUCAAGAGAAGAUAAAAGAGAUGACAGUUCAAUUGUAAAGCUGAUCUGUCUGGAUCUGCUAAGGGUUGGGUAUUAAAAUUAAAGCUGAUCCAAGUUUCAAU
Molecule: messenger RNA, 1986 nt
Organism: Fragaria vesca subsp. vesca
Lineage: Eukaryota; Viridiplantae; Streptophyta; Magnoliopsida; Rosales; Rosaceae
Exons: 8
Coding region: 216-1682 (488 amino acids)
Molecular function (GO): DNA binding
Source: RefSeq, a predicted model, not a curated record